AUGAAAUCCGUAUCAUCCUCCUCUUCCUCCGUUAGCCCCGGACGAGCCAAGCACCUCGAACGCAACCGCGUCGCUGCCAACAAAUGCCGCGAAAGAAAGAAGCGAGAACACAAACAAAUCGAACGUCGCCUCAGCGAUGAAACCGAAAAGAAAGACCUCCUCCUAGCACAAUUGAACAGUCUACGAGAAGAAGUCUGGGAUUUGAAGAACCUCAUUUUCCAACACGCCGACUGCCAAGACCACCAAAUCAACCGCCAGCUUGCCAAGAUGACCGAGACUGUUCUGCAAAGUAAUCCCACCGUGGAUGCCAACACUGGCUUACCUACGAGCUCAUCUCCAGCCUUUUCGACUGGGACAUGGUCCGAUGAGUCGAUCGCAGGUGAUACCAAACCCGGAUCGGGCGCAUAUGAUCCCAACACAUACGAUCGGAACGAUUGGACUGUGUUGCCUGCGAUCGCGAACGAUUUUCCGCCUUACGAAUCGAAUGGAUUUACGGAUUUGUUUGAGAACUUCAUCGAUGCGGAGAAUGUCAUGUUUACUUUCUACGAUGAUGCCCUAUUUACCUACACCACCCUUCGGGGAACAAAUGGCAACCUUCUCCCAAAAAUCAGUUAUGGCUAUACAGAGUGGAAACCUCUUGGCCUUGGAGUAUCCGGACUUGUCUGCUCAGCACGGGAUCAGCUUGCUCAUCGCACUGUCGCCGUGAAGAAACUCGCAGAACCUUUCAAGACACCAGCUAUUGCAAGACACAUGUUUCGAGAAAUAAAAUUACUAAGACAGUUGCGACAUGAAAAUAUCAUCAACCUGACCGAUAUUUUCAUUUCUCCGUCUGAAGACAUAUAUAUUGUGACCGAACUUAUGGCAACCGACCUUAGUACAAUUCUCAAGGCGAAAAAGGUCGAAGACCAAUUCGCCCAAUACUUCAUGUACCAAAUAAUGCGUGGCUUGAAAUAUCUCCACUCAGCCGGUGUCAUCCACCGAGAUCUAAAACCAAGCAACAUCCUCGUCAACGAGAACUGCGACCUGAAAAUAUGUGACUUCGGCCUAGCCCGCAUCCAAGAAUCCCACAUGACCGGCUACGUCUCGACAAGGUACUACCGUGCCCCAGAGAUCAUGCUCACAUGGCGAAAGUAUACCGAAAAAGUCGAUAUGUGGAGUGCCGGGUGCAUCUUCGCGGAAUUAUUUCUCGGCGAGCCUCUAUUCCCCGGAACAAACCAUAUCAACCAGUUCUGCGUCAUCACCGAUCUACUCGGUAAUCCGCCCAAAGAAGUGGUCAACAAUAUCACGAGUGAGAAUACAUUGAACUUUAUCAACUCACUCCCAAAACGAGAACGCAAACCAAUAUCACAGGUCAUUCCCAAAGCCAAUGCAGAUGCGGCUGCAUUGAUCGACAAGAUGCUUGAAUUCGACCCCCAAGUACGAAUCUCGGCAACAGAAGCACUCUCAUCUCCAUAUCUCGCUCCAUACCACGAUCCAAACGAUGAACCAGUCGCUGCACAACCAUUCGACUGGGCUUUCCUAGAAGCAAAUCUUCCAGCUGAUAUCUGGAAAACUAUCAUGUACAAUGAGGUGCUAGCAUUUCACUCAGAAAUGAACCAAACAGGCCAGAGCGGGCCGAUGAAAUCAAUACAACAGGUGGACGGUAUGGACAUCGGUUAA
This is a messenger RNA of Penicillium griseofulvum, 1659 nucleotides long. Its product is annotated as bZIP transcription factor, bZIP-1. Gene Ontology annotation, biological process: regulation of DNA-templated transcription; stress-activated MAPK cascade; cellular response to oxidative stress. The record is from RefSeq and is a predicted model, not a curated record. The transcript is spliced from 10 exons. Gene Ontology annotation, molecular function: ATP binding; DNA-binding transcription factor activity; MAP kinase activity. Gene Ontology annotation, cellular component: nucleus; cytoplasm. NCBI's taxonomy places the organism in Eukaryota, Fungi, Ascomycota, Eurotiomycetes, Eurotiales, Aspergillaceae. Bases 1 to 1659 code for a protein of 552 amino acids.